This is a messenger RNA of Saccharomycopsis crataegensis, 1545 nucleotides long. It is a transcript of the gene HNM1, whose product is annotated as Hnm1p. Gene Ontology annotation, cellular component: membrane. Bases 1 to 1545 code for a protein of 514 amino acids. Lineage: Eukaryota; Fungi; Ascomycota; Saccharomycetes; Ascoideales; Saccharomycopsidaceae. The record is from RefSeq and is a predicted model, not a curated record. Gene Ontology annotation, biological process: transmembrane transport. The transcript has a single exon. Gene Ontology annotation, molecular function: transmembrane transporter activity.
AUGUCAGAAGAAGAGGCUUCCAAAAAUGAAAAAUUUUCAGACAGAAUCCCGUCGCCCACUCCCCGAGAACUCACCAACACCGACGAUUUAACCCUGUUUGAACCGGUGUUGAAGAAGAACUUUGGUCUAAGAGCCAUCCUUGGUACUGCAUUCUCCUUAACCAACUCGUGGUUCGGUAUUUCCGCCAGUCUUUCUACGGGUAUUUCCUCCGGUGGUCCUCUUAUUAUUGUCUAUGGUAUUAUUGUCAUUGCUGUGGUUUCUACUUGUAUCGGUAUUACUCUUUCUGAAUUGGCCAGCGCGUAUCCGAAUGCUGGAGGUCAAUUUUAUUGGACUGUCAAGCUCGCUCCAAGAAAAUACUCCCGUUUCUUAUCAUAUUUAACUGGUUCCUUGGCUUGGGUCGGGUCAAUUUUCACUAGUGCAUCCGUCACCAUUUCUAUCGCUCAGUUCAUCGUCGGUUUCUGGGGGAUGACCCACCCUUCUUAUGAAUAUCAACGUUGGCAAGUGUUUGUAAUUUUCCAGAUCUUGAACUUCUUGAUUUUCUGGUUCAAUUAUUUCGGCAAAAUCUUGCCUGCUGUAUCGCAAGCAUCUUUUUACAUUUCACUUACUUCAUUUGUGGUCAUCUCCAUCACUGUUCUUGCUUGUUCUCUGGGUGAUUAUAACUCUAGCUCCUUUGUCUUCACCGACUUCUCUAAUGGCACUGGUUGGAAUAGUUUUGGGAUGGCUUUUAUUUUAGGUCUCAUCAAUCCAAACUGGUCUUUCUCUUGUUUAGAUUCCGCAACCCACAUGGCUGAGGAAGCUUUGCAACCGGAAAGAGUCAUUCCAAUCACCAUCAUGGCUACUGUGGCUAUUGGAUUUGUUACUUCCUUUUGUUACGUUAUUGCCAUGUUCUAUUCCAUUAAGAACCUUGACGCGGUGCUUGCCGAUGUGAAUUCUCCAAUUAUUCAAAUAUAUUACCAAUCCAUUGGUAACAAAGGUGGAGCAAUCUUUUUAGGGGUAUUACUUUUCGUCACUGGUGUCGGCUGUAAUGUUGCUUGUCAUACUUGGCAAGCCCGUCUUUGUUGGUCUUUUGCUAGAGAUGACGGUAUUCCAUUUUCCAAAUACUGGAAACGUAUCGAUCCAAAAAGUAAUCUUCCGGUCAACGCCCAUUUCAUGUCUACUGUGCUUUGUGCUCUUGUUGGUUGUCUUUAUUUAGCCAGUUACACCGCCUACAAUUCUCUUGUCGUUGGUUGUAUCACUUUCUUGUUGCUUAGUUACAUGAUCCCAGUUUGUUGUUUACUUUGGUACGGUCGUUCUAAUAUCAAACAUGGUCCAUUCUGGUUAGGCAAAAUCGGGUUUGUUUGUAAUGUAAUCACAAUAUUGUGGGCGUUAUUUGCCACUGUCAUCUAUUCUUUCCCAUUCACUUUACCUGCGGAGGCCUCCAACAUGAAUUAUAUGUCGGUGGUGCUUGUGUUUUUCACAUUAUAUUUCCUUAUUUAUUGGUGGGUCGAAGCUAAGGAAAAAUUCUGUAAAGAUAUUGAAAAAUACUACUAUGAUGAAAACGAAUAG